Messenger RNA from Pseudomyrmex gracilis, 1070 nucleotides. It is a transcript of the gene e(y)2, whose product is annotated as transcription and mRNA export factor ENY2-like. Gene Ontology annotation, cellular component: DUBm complex; SAGA complex; nuclear pore. The record is from RefSeq and is a predicted model, not a curated record. Gene Ontology annotation, molecular function: chromatin binding; transcription coactivator activity. NCBI's taxonomy places the organism in Eukaryota, Metazoa, Arthropoda, Insecta, Hymenoptera, Formicidae. Bases 436 to 726 code for a protein of 96 amino acids. The transcript has 3 exons. Gene Ontology annotation, biological process: poly(A)+ mRNA export from nucleus; positive regulation of DNA-templated transcription; regulation of transcription by RNA polymerase II.
AACGCGCAGUCCAUAUAUUAUACGUCUAUGUAAAAACUCUUAUCGGCCUUAUCUAUCGCCUGGGCCGCUCUCAUUCUUCUUUCUGAUUCAAUGCACUUUAUAAGGUAUAUACUGCCGCUAAAUGGCACUUGCUGUUUCAAAACAUAAUUUUUUGUGUGACAAACGCACAACAUUGCUCAUAGGUUAGGUUAGAUUAUAUGUAACGGAAGAUAAAAAUUCAUUACCAGUGUUCAGCUUUAGAACGCAACUUUGUAAGUUGGAUUGCAUCAACCGUAUCAGUUGGAUGUGCGUAAUUACGUUACUGGUAUAUGGACGGAUGAUUUGAAGGUCGCAGGCUACAAAAAAGUCAAGUCAAUAAACUUUACUUUGUAAAUAUAGAACGUUGAAGUUAGAAAGUGUACUACAUGUAACUAAAUGUAAACAAAAUUAUUAACAAUGAAAACUGCACCACAUCAGAGACUAGUCAUGGUCGGCGAUCGUGAUGGACUGAGAGAAUUAUUGAGACGCAGGCUGGUUGAAUGUGGAUGGCGAGAUGAAGUAAAGCUGAUCGCAAAAGAACUGAUAAAAGAACAUGGCCAUGAUAUUACAUAUGACACAUUACUGGCUACAGUGACAACAAAAGCACGUUCACUUGUACCAGAUUCAGUAAAGAAGGAAUUAUUACAAAAAAUAAAAAAUCAGCUAAUGGCUCAAGAAGAAAAAUUGAAAAUUGUGACAGAUCGUUAAGAAUUUUAUUCAAACCAUUACUAAACCGGAACAAUUUUAUAUUAGUGCUAUAUAAAAUUUGUAUAUUAUUACCAAAUAUUGGUACAACUUGUAACUAAUUAAUUAAAAAAAUAUUUAAUAAGUAUUAAUAAUAUUAAUGUAAUUAAUAUUACAUUAAAGUGAAUAUGAAUACUUUUUUACUUGAAAAACAUGUAUUUAUAAAGUAGAGAAAUAGUAAUAGAAUAGUAAUAGAAGUUGAGAGGAAUAGAUUCCAAAUUUUAAUACACGUGAUUAUAUAUACAGGGUGUCUUACGCGCGUAAGACAGCCCGAUGCACGCUUAUUCGCGGAUCUUUGUUAAUUAAAA